GUGUGCUCCCGAUGUAGGUAGGCAUCGCUCCCAUCGCUCAAUCCUGUCUUCAUCGCCGCCCUGAAUCAACACCAACCGGCAAUAGAAGGCUACUUUCAGCCGCACCGCACGACAUCGGCGGUGGGAGAGAAUUAGUCGCGCCCAGUUGGGGAAGCCGGGCAAGCACUCUAACAAUACCACCCAGAGCCCGUGGGCGCCAAAUGCUGGCCAUUCCUGGGGAUCCUCUGCCCGACCAUGACACCCUCUACCAUCGAUGCUAGUCAGUGGCUGCAUAUGGCCGCGGCCAGAGUCCAUUCGGGUCAACUGCGGCGGCGUGUGGUUGGAUACAAAGGUGCUGGAGCAGACGAGUUGCGUCAGGACUGAGGCAUUCACACAAUGGUCACGAGUAGACUAAGUAGUUUAGAAGCCGUUCUAUCCCAUCAGGCUGGACUUUGAAGCAGUUGUGCCCCCUCUGUUGACUCUCGCCGGCUCUCAUCCCUUUUCGUUGGUUUUUCGAACAUCGUUCACUGGCACGAGAUGGCUGCUCCAAUCGAUCCCUCGAUUCUUACCCCCGAGUACCUGGCGGCUGAUGAGGGGCCCGAAGUACUGAGAACAAUCACCGCCAUGGCUGCCAUCUCAACUCUCUUCUUCGGCCUCCGCAUUGUGGUUCGGCUUCGGCGCUCCGGUUUUGGCAUAGGCGCCGACGACUGGUUCUUAUUUGCUGCAGUUUGCUUCAACUGGGCCCUUUACGGCUUCGGCACCCACCUGAUCGUACUCCAUGGUGGUCUCGGGAGGCACUUGCCUGUCGUUCUGAUGGAGGAUCCGCACAUGUUUGAGAGCACACUACUCGGCCUCUACAUAGGCGGGUUCGUCUAUCCGUCCGUGAUUGCAUGCAUCAAGGCCAGUGUUCUUUGCAUGUACUUCCGCAUAUUCCCGACCAAAUUCAUCAAAUGGGGCUUGAUCGGUCUGGGAGGCUUCACGGCAGCCUGGUGGCUCACCGUCGUUCUGGUGACUAUUUUCCAGUGCACGCCCAUCCACGCUGCCUGGGAGCUCGCUCUCCAGCCCGCGGUCAAUCCCAACUCCAAGUGCAUCAACAACAACGGCUUCUUCAUUGGAAACGCCGUGCCAAAUAUCGUCACCGACCUGUGCAUUAUGGUGCUUCCCCUGCACGAGGUGUACAAGCUGCAUAUUAGUAGAUCGCAAAAGAUCGCCCUGAGCGGCGUUUUCAUGCUGGGUGCCCUGGUUAUAGUGGCCAGCAUCAUCAAGCUGAACGUGACUGUUCAGCUGUUCAGUGAGGCUCACGCUGACUACACGUACCGCCUUAAAGACUUCAUCAUCUGGACUAUGGUCGAGACGGGAGUGGGCAUCAUCUCUGCCUCACUGCCGCCGCUGCGGCCGCUCCUCACUGCAACUCUGCGCACUGUUGGACUUUCCCGCGACUCCUCCAAAAACCCGAGUGGCAAGUCAGACCGUAUGACGAUUGGUGGUGGUGGGAGUGGCAAGAAGUCGUAUAAGAGUACCGGCAGUACCGAGACCAGCACUCUCGUUGCUGUCACCAGGACCGACGAUACUGAGAUGGCUCGGGGCCCUUUCAAGCAGAUUCACGAUCAGCACGACUACGAGCUCAGCCCUUCACCCAACCAGUGGCCAAGGGUGUAUCGCUCUGGAAUAAAUACUGCGGUUGUUGACCGGGAGCACGCUACUAUUAAUGGGUAUAGCCUUCCUCUGGACUCCGUCGGGGCUGUCCCCGCGCCGGUAAGGUAGUCGAGGUAAUUCGGUUUGUUGUCAUUUACUCUCCGUGGCAGGAACUGUGGGCUUCUCAUGUUUUGGCUUCCACCCUGUUCGC
Messenger RNA from Diaporthe batatas, 1825 nucleotides. RefSeq lists its product as uncharacterized. The transcript has 4 exons. Lineage: Eukaryota; Fungi; Ascomycota; Sordariomycetes; Diaporthales; Diaporthaceae. The coding region runs from base 517 to 1743 and encodes 408 amino acids. The record is from RefSeq and is a predicted model, not a curated record.